Ceutorhynchus assimilis (cabbage seed weevil) is the source of this 2349-nucleotide messenger RNA. NCBI's taxonomy places the organism in Eukaryota, Metazoa, Arthropoda, Insecta, Coleoptera, Curculionidae. The record is from the annotation of a GenBank genome assembly.
AUGUCAUCACGCGGAAAAUUAAUGCUUCAAAUGGUGAAAGAGAUGAGCGAGGAAACUACUGAAUGUGAGCCCCAUAGUGAAAAUAAUAUAAAACCUAAGAGUCAAGUUUUUUCUUUGGAGCCUUUGCAACAAGAAAACAACAAUGUAACCACAAGCAGCAUUGAUUCUUCACAUCAGAAUAUUUUGGUUUAUUCUGUGGCACCUUUGUUUGAAGAUGAUAGUGAGGAAUGUAACAAUGCAGCCAAAAUCAUAUCUGAUUCUCUGGAUAAUCAGCAUGAUAUGCAUAAUGUGGCAGGUCCAAGUAGGGGUAGUUAUUUUUAUCAACACGAUGAUCAUGAGGUGGAAUUAGCUGAUGAUGAUAGUGACGACUCCUCAUUGAUUGGCGAAUCAAGUGGUAGCGAAUAUGAACCUUCCGAAUUAGAAAAUGAGGAAAACGAACCAGAGGAUGAGCAAGAAAACGAACCAGAUGGAGAGCAAGAAAAUGAACAACAAAUUGCACAUUGUAAUGACACAGAUUGUGGAGUUCCAAAGACCAAUACAAAUUUGACGAGUAGGGGCACAAAAAGGAUUAAAACGUUCCCAGUUAAAGAAAAAACUUCAAGACGAAGGAUAAGAAAGCCAGAUACGUGGAAAAGGCGAUCAGCAGCAAUUAAAAGGGAAAGGGGAGAAAGUUACAUUUCCUAUAAAAAUCAAAGCGUACCUGCAAAAACUUUCUGCUCUGAAUGUUUAUGCAAUGAACGCUGUAGACUCAAAUGCAGCACAAAGUUCGAUUUAGAUUCACGAAAACUAAUAUUUGAAGGCUUCUAUAAACUUGACAUAAACGCAAAAAAUGCCUUAUUGUUUAGAAGUAUCACACCUUUACCCAUUGUUCGUCAACGUAAAAAUGCUAUUAAGCAUAAAACUUCUUCUUAUAAAUACAGCAUGAUAUUAAAUAACCAACAAGUGUUUGUGUGUAAAUCAGCUUUUUGUGCCUUGUACCAAAUAAGCCGUAAAAAAGUUGAUAUAAUAAAAGAAAAGCUGAAAACUGGAAGCUCAGUCCCAUCUAAAGAUAGACGAGGUAUUCAUACAAACAGGCCCCACAAGAUUAAUGACGAUGUAGAGCAAGCUAUUAUGACUCAUAUAAAAAAGUUUCCAUCAGAGGAAAGUCAUUACUCACGGGAAAGCAACCCACAUAAGAGGUAUUUAGCUCCAAAUCUUAAUAUGUCACUUAUGUAUAGACUGUAUAUUGAAGAAUGCAGAGAACAGAAUAUGCCUGGCUGCUUUUUAGUUAAAAAGUCAACAUAUUCAAGAAUUUUCUCAACAAAAUUCAAUCUAUCAUUUUCUCAUCCGAAAAGUGAUACUUGCAGUAAGUGUGACGCUGGAAAUUCAAAUGCAGAACAUGAAGAAAAUGUUCAACUAGGCUUUCAGUUGAUGUCCAGAGACCGCGAACGUGCUUUAAAAGAUGAAAAGGUGUGCUACAUAACGGUUGACUUACAACAAACUAUGCCUUUACCGAAAAUCACCACGUCUAAAGCAUUUUAUCUUAGACAGAUAUGGUUUUAUAACUUGGGCAUUCACGUUAUCACAACUGCAGGGCAUAAAUCAGUUAUGCAAACCUGGACUGAAGAUAUAGCCGGCAGAGGAAGCACAGAAGUUGUAAGCAGCUUAUGGAAUUUUGUGCAAACUUGUGAAAACGUAAAGGACAAAGAACAGCUUGUUGUGUGGUCAGAUUCAUGUGCAGGCCAGAACAAAAAUUUUCAAAUGAUUUGCUUUUUCCAGCUAUUGAUUUUGAAAGGUGUUUUCAAAGUUAUUGAUCACAAGUUUCCAGAGGUUGGCCAUACUUAUUUAGACUCAGAUCGAGACUUUGGUAGAAUAGAGAAAGUUCUAAGGAAACAAAGCAAUAUUUAUACCCCAGAUCAAUAUAGGCAACUAAUUAAAACAGCCUGCACAAGAAAUUCGACGGUUAAUGCCAUGGAAUCAUACUUUCGAGACGCUGAAAGUUUACCAAACAAAAUGGGACUGAUUCACAAAAAAAAAAACGUUUUAAAUGAAAAAGUUCCCUUUAGAGACGGCAUUAAAUGGAUUCGGGUUGUUGAAUUCGGAAGUUACCUAUAUAAGGAAUCAUAUGAAUAUGUUCCCUUUAAGAAAGUUUCCCUAUUCAAAAAUAACUCUCCACCUGCAAACUAUGUGCCUCCUACUGAUAUUGAGUUUCCUAGAAUUGGUCACAAAAGAGGGAACAUAUCAGAAAAAAAAAUUGCUAACAUUCGUGAGCAAAUGCCUUUUAUCUUAGAAGAACAUAGAGGCUUCUAUGAAAAUAUCAUUGGUAUUCAAGAAGAGCCCAAGCCGAAAAAAGCACGACGUACCAAAUAA